This is a messenger RNA of Cajanus cajan (pigeon pea), 2494 nucleotides long. RefSeq lists its product as uncharacterized. NCBI's taxonomy places the organism in Eukaryota, Viridiplantae, Streptophyta, Magnoliopsida, Fabales, Fabaceae. The record is from RefSeq and is a predicted model, not a curated record.
GAGUCUGUGCUUUGAAUUUCUCCCUCACUUCACCAGUAGCACCAUCUCAUCAUCACUCGUCACUCAUUCACUCAUUCCAACCCCUCAAUUUUCCCGAGAAAAAAAGAAAAAACCUCGAAAAUUUUCCUUUCAUCCAAACACAUAAACCCUAUUCCUCUUCCAUGGAUCCCUCUCGCCGCGCCCCACGCGCAGUGAUCGAUCCCGUCCCGAAGUUCCGCCAAGUCGGGUUCUUCGCCCCGCCCGAGCGCUCCCAAUCGGGUCCUCCCGACCCGACCCACUCCUCUCCCCCAAUCUCCAGCUCCCUCUCUCCGGUCAUGAUCCCGCCGCCGCGCCACCUCUCCGACAACCUCCUCCUCCACGCCCUCCCCGCCGCCUCCCCGCUCCGCCCCGACUCCCCCGCGGCACCCGGGACCUCCUUCGACGCCGCCGAUUUCUUCCCCGCGCUGCCGUCGCCCGCGCCGUCCUCCUCCUACUCCAGCAGGAUCGCCGGCGAGGGAGGCUUCUUCAACGGCGCCGCCGGGAAGGUGGCGGCCUCGUCGUUCCCCCGCGGCGGAUUCGACCUGACGGCGAUGAAGGCAAGCGUCGUGCCGGCGAGCGAGCUGACCACGGUUUCGGUGGUGAAAGAUUCGCUCGGGAUUCCCGAUAAAGAGAAAGGAAACAAAGUAGGAGGGUCAGCAGUGGAAGUGAAAGACCAAUCUAGUAGUUCAAAACAGCAGAAACAAAAAACCUCAAAAGCUGAAAGACGGGCUCUUCAAGAAGCUCAACGAGCUGCAAAGGCUGCUGCAAAAGCUGACGGAAAUAAGGCAUCUGGAACUGCGGCUUCAAUGAAUGCAAAAUCAGCUAAAGCUGUAAAGCCUGCACAGAAAGUUGAUAAUGCAGCAGUUGCUGCCUCUGAAAAGAAGGGAGGUGAUAUCCCACCAGAAAAGGAUAGAAAGAAAGAUGCUCCUCAACCACGCAUGCAGUAUGAUGACAAGAGCCGAGUGGAGAAAGCUAAACGUCGGUCUGUGGUGAAACAAACUGAAGCUAGGAACAGAGUUGAGUUGUUCAGGCAUUUACCACAGUAUGAACAUGGGAGUCAGCUUCCAGAUCUUGAAGCAAGGUUUUUCCAUCUUUCUCCAGUGCACCCUGCUGUUUACAAGGUGGGUUUGCAGUAUCUAACUGGAGAUAUAUCUGGUGCCAAUGCUCGUUGUAUUGCAAUGCUUCAAGCAUUUCAAGAGGCCAUCAAAGACUACAAGGUUCCAGUUGAGAAGACUCUGGUGAGAGACUUAACAGCAAAAGUUAGUAGUUAUGUAUCAUUUCUUAUUGAGUGCCGACCUCUAUCAAUCAGCAUGGGAAAUGCAAUUAGGUUUCUCAAAAGUCGGAUAGCCAAGCUACCUUUGACCUUGUCUGAAUCAGAAGCAAAAGCUUCACUCCAGUCAGAUAUUGAGCGUUUUAUUAGUGAAAAGAUUAUACUUGCCGACAAGGUGAUAGUGAAGCAUGCUGUCACCAAAAUAAGAGACGGUGAUGUCCUUCUAACUUAUGGGUCCUCAUCAGCUGUUGAAAUGAUACUAUUACAUGCACAUGAGUUGGGAAGACAGUUUCGUGUUGUGGUAGUUGACUCUCGUCCAAAGCUUAGAGGGCGACUUUUACUUCGCAGGCUUGUGGAGAAAGGUCUUAGCUGUACAUAUACUCAUAUAAAUGCUGUUUCCUACAUAAUGCAUGAAGUUACUCGAGUUUUUCUGGGUGCUUCAUCAGUUUUAUCUAAUGGAACGGUAUAUUCAAGGGUAGGGACUGCAUGUGUUGCAAUGGUUGCUCAUGCAUUCCGUGUGCCUGUCAUAGUAUGUUGUGAGGCCUAUAAAUUUCAUGAACGGGUACAGUUGGACUCAAUUUGCUCAAAUGAACUUGGUGAUCCAGAUGUCAUUUCAAAUGUACUGGGUAGAGAGGAUGUCAACUACUUGGAUGGAUGGGCCAAUAUUGAAAAUAUGCAACUUUUAAAUUUGAUUUAUGAUGCAACACCUUCAGAUUAUGUUUCAAUGAUUGUCACAGAUUAUGGCAUGGUUCCCCCCACAAGUGUGCCUGUAAUUGCAAGAGAAUAUGGGAGAGAACAGGUCUGGAUAUAAAUUAUGCAAAUGUGUACCAUCUCAAUUUUGUGGGCGUCCAUGUUUCUGUAUUAUUUUCCCACCUUGGAAUAAUGUAAUGAGCCUUUUUGUUCUGAAAUUUUGGAUAUUUCUGUAUUCACCUGUCCUAGGGAAGAGUGCCAAUAUUCGCCUCUCCAGGAGUAUUUAGCCAUGUAUUCUCUCAUCUGUAACAGUUCAUUUUAGCCUGUUCUUCAAAUUUUGGACAAUUAUUCGAUCACAAUUUUGGUUUAGAAAGUUCUAGUUGUGCUUAGGCCCAUCUGUGGUUACUGACUUGCACUGUAAUUAUGAAAACCACUACGGAUUGAAAUUAUCACUGAAAAUCUGUUGCGUGUGAUUGCUCUAAUUGUUGGCAACAAGGAAAAUGGGUUGCUUGAUAA